Messenger RNA from Anopheles maculipalpis, 180 nucleotides. RefSeq lists its product as uncharacterized. Bases 1 to 180 code for a protein of 59 amino acids. The record is from RefSeq and is a predicted model, not a curated record. The transcript has 3 exons. NCBI's taxonomy places the organism in Eukaryota, Metazoa, Arthropoda, Insecta, Diptera, Culicidae.
AUGACCUCUCAGACGCACGUCUGCGGUGGUACGAUUCUUAACCCACUGCACGACGAUGUGUUUCUGCAGGUCAGUGUCAUCAUGUGGAAUGUAACGCUGUGCUAUGGGAUUUGCACGCCAUCCAUCUAUGCCCGUAUGAAACCUUCGUAUGUUACGAAGGGUUUAAUUAGCGAGACAUGA